GGGAAAAGCAUAUCAUUUUAGUAAUUGUUAAGAGAUUGAGUAUAUGUCAUAUUCACAGAUUGAUGAUAAAAUAAUAUGAUAAAGUUGAUAAUUAUCUAUCAGAUUAUCUUAUAUUGUCUUGCUUAUUAUGCUUAUGGCUUAAGUGUUUACUCGUGGACUCUGUCGGGUAGGAUGUUGUGUCAGGGUAAUGCAACACAGGCCCAGACUCAGUCCCUAUUGAAGUGCGACAAAAUGAUGAGACCCGAGCGAAAGAAAUUACUGGAGAUAUGUCUGAAGGAAGUCAAAGGAUAUACUCUGACCGAUAAUAAGCCCCGCAUCUGCUCCUACAGUCAGAAUGAGGACGGGUAUCAGGUUAUGGACUGUAUGUUCAAUAAGACCGGUAAAGUCUACGGCAAGAAAUUCAUGGCUAAUGCUGUGGAUGAGGACUUCGAUGCCAUCGAUGCCGUCGAGAAUGACUUCGAGUGGUGUGUGAUGAAAGUGGGCUCAAUCUAUGGCUUUGAGCACUUGUGUGACAUUCAACUGAAUGCCAACCAAAACAAGGCUAUCCAGGAGUGCGGCAAAAAUGCCACCGAAUUGCUUAAAGUGCUCAACGAUUGUCGCACAGAAAACAAGGUUAAAAUCGACAAUAAGCCAGCUACAUGUGACUUUUACGGCAAUGUUGAUGUAUUGAAGUGCUAUAACAAGGUGUCCCUAAAGUGGAAGGAAAGCGAUCAAAACGAGAAGUGGAAUCAAUAUAUUGUCAGAGUGCUUAGCCGAUAUACCCAAAUGACAACCCCGGACCCCACCGCACAUUGACAUCCCAUUCCCCCACACCUCCCACUAAAUGCCACAGACAAUUCACCUUGCACUUCGAGUUGAUUAUAUUUAUUUAAAAUUAGUUUUU
Messenger RNA from Oppiella nova, 883 nucleotides. Lineage: Eukaryota; Metazoa; Arthropoda; Arachnida; Sarcoptiformes; Oppiidae. The record is from the annotation of a GenBank genome assembly.